AUGAGCGGGGCCCAGUGUGUUGCCAUCGCGUGUGACUUGAGACUCGGAUCCAAUAACUUCACAACAGUGAGUACAAAUUUUACAAAAAUAUUCAAAAUGAACGAUCAUGUAUAUGUAGGUUUAAGUGGCCUUGCUACAGAUAUUCAAACAUUGUAUGAACUGUUAAGAUAUAGGACAAAUUUAUAUGAAAUAAGACAAGAGACACAAAUGGACAUAGACUGCUUCUCAAAUAUGUUAUCAAGUAUACUAUACUCUAACCGAUUUUCUCCCUAUUUUGUGAAUCCAAUUGUUGUUGGGUUCAGAGUCAAACAUACCAUUGAUGAUAACGGAAAUAAAUCUUGUAUAUAUGAGCCUUAUCUUAAUGCGUACGAUUUCAUUGGUGCCAAAUGUGAAACGAAUGAUUUUGUUGUUAAUGGGGUUACAAGUGAACAGUUAUAUGGGAUGUGUGAAUCUUUGUACAUAAAGGAUCAGGAUGAAGAUGGACUAUUCGAGACAAUUUCUCAGUGUUUAUUAAGUGCUUUAGAUAGAGAUUGCUUAUCUGGAUGGGGAGCCGAAGUUUAUGUUUUAACUCCUCAUAAUAUUAUGAAAAAGAAAUUAAAAGCAAGAAUGGACUAA
This is a messenger RNA of Plasmodium gonderi, 615 nucleotides long. RefSeq names its product proteasome subunit beta type-3. The record is from RefSeq and is a predicted model, not a curated record. Gene Ontology annotation, cellular component: proteasome core complex, beta-subunit complex; proteasome core complex. NCBI's taxonomy places the organism in Eukaryota, Apicomplexa, Aconoidasida, Haemosporida, Plasmodiidae. Bases 1 to 615 code for a protein of 204 amino acids. Gene Ontology annotation, biological process: proteasome-mediated ubiquitin-dependent protein catabolic process. The transcript is spliced from 3 exons.